AUGAAGCAGCGGUACAUCGCAACCCCAGCGGAAUAUGAAGAGGCCUGUGCCCUCCGCCUCAAGGCCUAUGGAAGCAAGAGCUACACACCGGUCGGCGACGUCACCUCGCUGGCACCUGGCACAUAUUAUCUGGAGAGCAUCGACGAAGUCUAUCGCAGAACUUACGCCAUCAAGUCGCAGUAG
Molecule: messenger RNA, 183 nt
Organism: Aspergillus ochraceoroseus IBT 24754
Lineage: Eukaryota; Fungi; Ascomycota; Eurotiomycetes; Eurotiales; Aspergillaceae
Exons: 2
Coding region: 1-183 (60 amino acids)
Biological process (GO): acetyl-CoA metabolic process; ergosterol biosynthetic process
Molecular function (GO): hydroxymethylglutaryl-CoA synthase activity
Source: RefSeq, a predicted model, not a curated record